AUGGCUGCUAACACCAAAUACCAACCCGCUUCUCAGCGCGACUCGUUCGACGAGCCAUCCUACUCUCAAGCGCCACCGUCAUACCAGGCCGAGGCCAGUGAUCCUAUGCUUGGGGCCCCACGAGGCGAAGAUGAUAAUGUUCCUGAUGACUUCAAGUUUGGUGGUUCUGUCGCUGAAGCCACCCUUCCCAUCCGCAUGCAGUUUGUCCGCAAAGUCUACGCUAUCCUGACUGCCCAAAUCCUUGCCACUAUGGCCGUCAGCUCCGUCUCCUACUUCAGCCCAUCUUACUACGACUGGAUCCGGUCAAAUCAGUGGAUGAUGUGGGUCUCGCUCUUCGGCGCCAUUGGAUUCAUGCUCUUGACGUUCUGGAAACGCAAAUCCUACCCUAUGAAUCUCCUCUUCCUCAGUGGCUUCACACUCUUGGAAGCCUACUCCAUAUCGGUUAUUGUGACCUUUUACGACUCCCAGAUUGUCCUUUUGGCUCUCGUACUGACGGCUGGCAUCUUUGUUGCUCUGACUCUGUUCGCUUGCCAGACAAAGUACGACUUCACAAAUUGGAUGCCUUACUUGUUCGGAGGUCUAUGGGUACUUAUCCUUUUUGGAUUCGUGGCAGCCUUCUUUCCCUACAAUAGCACUGCCGAGCUUAUCUACGGAUCAGUGGCAGCCCUCAUAUUCAGUGGAUAUAUCUUGGUGGAUACCCAGCUUAUCAUGCGCCACUAUCACGUUGAGGAAGAGAUUGCUGCGGCUAUCUCUCUUUACCUGGACAUCAUCAACUUGUUCCUUGCCAUCCUCAGGAUACUCAACAGCCAGCAGAACAACUAG
Messenger RNA from Letharia columbiana, 822 nucleotides. RefSeq lists its product as uncharacterized. The record is from RefSeq and is a predicted model, not a curated record. The transcript has 3 exons. The coding region runs from base 1 to 822 and encodes 273 amino acids. Lineage: Eukaryota; Fungi; Ascomycota; Lecanoromycetes; Lecanorales; Parmeliaceae. Gene Ontology annotation, cellular component: membrane.